Triticum dicoccoides is the source of this 1811-nucleotide messenger RNA. RefSeq names its product F-box protein At5g46170-like. The transcript has 2 exons. The record is from RefSeq and is a predicted model, not a curated record. The coding region runs from base 572 to 1642 and encodes 356 amino acids. Gene Ontology annotation, molecular function: protein binding. NCBI's taxonomy places the organism in Eukaryota, Viridiplantae, Streptophyta, Magnoliopsida, Poales, Poaceae.
UGGUGCCGGAGAGCAGAGCAGAAGCACUCUCGUUGUUCCUCUGCGACCGCACGGGCUAGAGAAAAACAACUGCCGCCGGGAGGAGCGGAGAAAAAUAUCCCCAAUCCCUCGCCUCCGAUAAACCCUAGCCAGCACCCUCGCCGGAUUGCCGCCGGGAGCCCGCCGAAUCGGAGCUCGCGGAGUGCGUUGCAUCUGCUCGCCGGAGCAGCCGCGCCGCGGUCGGUCGGUCGGUCGGGCGGGGAAUUGCGGCGAGUUUUCGGGCGGUUCCCUGGCCUCCCAGGCGCUCGCCGGCGUCGGAUCCGGCGGAGAGCGCGGGUUCUGGGCGGGUCUCGGUCCGAUUUGCUCGCCUGGGUUAGUUGUUCGUCCGCGCGCGGCUGCGGCGGUGGUGGCGACCGGCGGCUGAGGCGGUCGCGUCGCGUCGAUUUGGCGGGCGGUUGCUGCCAUUGCGCGAGCCAUCCGAAGAGCCAAGGUCGAGCAGCCUGUUCUUGCCCAUUCCCGGCAAUCUUGGUGCCGUUUGUUCCGCGGGGUGGGUGGGCGGGCGGCGCAGAAGGCGUGACCUUCCGGCGGCGCGAUGCUUCCCAAGGCCCGAAUCCACGCGGACCCGGCGCUCGAGCUCGAGCUCGACCUGUUCGACUGCCUGCCGGACUCGCUCGUCCUGCUCAUCCUCAACAAGGUGGAGGACGUGCGUUCCCUCGGCCGUUGCUCCGCCGCGUCCAAGCGGUUCAACGGGCUCGUGCCCCACGUCCACGACGUCUGCGUCAAGAUCGACCGCGUCGUGGCGGUCGACGGCGACGGCGAGGACGCCCUCAACCUGACCUCGCCCAAGCCCCGGAACAUCCUCUCCCACUUCCUCAAGCUGAUGCUCUUCACGAUCAUCAAGCCCUUCCACAACGCGCGCGGCCCCAACGGCGCCGGGCGGCCGCUCUUCCCGCAGCUCGCGCACCACUCGCCGGCGCAGGUGCUCCGGAGCUUCACGCACGUUCGGAACCUUCACAUCGAGCUCCCUUCCGGGGAUGUCGGGACCGAGGACGGGGUGCUCCUGAAAUGGCGGGCAGAGUACGGGAGCACGCUUCAGAACUGCGUGAUCCUCGGGGGCACCAGGGUUGACCGCAAGCCUGUUGGCGCAGAGCACGAGCCGUCUUCGGAGGACAAUGGGAGCAUGCCGGAGUCUUUCUAUACCAAUGGCGGGCUCAAGCUCCGCGUCGUGUGGACAAUCAGCUCCCUCAUCGCAGCAUCGACGAGGCAUUAUCUUCUCCGGUCGAUCAUCAAGGAGCACGCCACACUUGUGAGCUUGGUGCUGACCGAUGCCGAUGGUCAGGGCACGCUGACCAUGGGAGCAGAGCAGCUGAAGGAGUUCAGAGAGAACCAACUGUCGGCCUCAGCAUGCUCCAACAGGACCCAGGUCCCGGCCUGCAACAUGAAGCUGAAAUACGCGCCAUAUCUCGAGCUGCCCGGAGGAAUCGCGUUGCAGGGUGCUACACUGGUUGCUAUCAAGCCCUCCACCGAGGGAAGCAAUGGCGGCCAUGUCAGCCGCAAGGAAACGGACGCGUUCAUCUCUGGAGCAUUUGAUGGGCCAUUCAAAUUCGCUGCCAAGGCGCUGAUGAAGAGGCGCACAUACCUUCUGGAGAUGAAUGGCUUCUAGGAGUUCUUCCGGGGUAUCUGCUUGCUGGUGCAAGAAGGGUCGUUUGGCUGCUUUAACUUUUGGUCUGUGUAAUAGUCUGUGCUUGUUGUCUGGUGUGUUAGCUCUUUGUACAGUGGUGACAUCUGGUUAGCUAUAUGAAAAACAUAUCAAAUCAGUACAUUUUCUCAUU